Messenger RNA from Mytilus trossulus (common blue mussel), 2791 nucleotides. RefSeq names its product MICOS complex subunit MIC60-like. NCBI's taxonomy places the organism in Eukaryota, Metazoa, Mollusca, Bivalvia, Mytilida, Mytilidae. Bases 119 to 2404 code for a protein of 761 amino acids. The transcript has 12 exons. Gene Ontology annotation, biological process: cristae formation. The record is from RefSeq and is a predicted model, not a curated record. Gene Ontology annotation, cellular component: MICOS complex.
UUGGAUCUGUCACAUUUCAGAUUCUGCACAAUCUCACUAAAUCAUUUAGCUGCUGAGUACAGAAGUCGUGAAGGUUACCGGAAGUCAAUUUGAAGAGCCGGUGUCCUACUGAUCAGCAAUGUGGAGGACAACAUCCAGAGUGCCCCCAAAAAUCAAGAUCCAUGGAAGAAGAUCUACAAGUACAAAGCCACCAGUGGUUCCACAACCUCCCCUAUCAACACCAUUUGAAGCUAACCAACAACAACCACCGCCACCACCACCACCAAAACAAGGUGGAGGUUUCUUCAAGUUUCUUGGUUUGACCACCUUGGCAGCUGGUGGAGUAGUAGGGUAUGCCUGGUAUGAUUCUAACUUCAGGAAACAGAUAGAAGACAAUGUACCAUACAGUAAAGAUGCUUUUGAUGCUCUGUUUCAGUUAAUACCAACUUCAGAAACUAUUAAAAGCACAGAUAGAUCAGGUCCCCUUAUUCCAAAUAUUUCUCCUAAACCUGAAGAAGAGAGUAAAAUGAGACGUAAAGUUCCACAGUCUGAUAUUCCACCUAUGCCAGCUCCACCCAUGACUGCCCCACCCCCUGCAGCUCCCACUCCUGUUGCUGCUCCAGUAAAGUCAGAAAAAGAGAGAAAGAAAGAGGAAGCACAAAGAAAGCUGAAACAGAAGGAAGCAGAAGAAGCUGCUGAAAAUGCAGCUUUAGAAGUUUACAUAGAGAAUAUGACAGAAAUGUGUAACAAGACCAUAAAACAGGCUUUAGAAAAACAAACAGAAGUUAUCUCCACCACUAAACAACAUAUAGAGGCUCUGAAGAAAGCUAUGGACGAUGCAUCUGAGGUUUGUAUUAGUUUGUAUUACUCUAAUAUGACAGAAAUGUGUAACAAGACCAUAAAACAGGCUUUAGAAAAACAAACUGAAGUUAUCUCAACCACUAAACAACAUAUUGAUGCUCUGAAGAAGGCAAUGGACGACGCAUCUGAGAUUCUGAAUAAAGAUAGUCAGUGGCAGGAGGUAUCCUCAGCCUAUGGAGCCAGACUUGAUGCUGUUACUUCUUCUGACAGACUGGUUACUCAAGCCAGAGAACAAUUACAAAAAUUAAAGAAUGCCAUUACUGAAGGAAAAUCACAAGCAAUGACCAAAAAGAAUAAAAUUCUGAUCUCAGCACAAGAAACUUUCAACAAAUUAAACAGUGAUUUAAACAAGCAGGACACACAGGUGAAGAAGGUGGAAUCACAGUCUAAAAUGAUGUUAAAAUAUAAGGACCUUGUAGAACAAGGAAAGAAACAGUUCCAGAAGGAGUUAGAAAGUAUCAUGCCAGAGGUGAAACUAGGUCAAGCUAGAGGUAAAAAAUUAACAGAGGAAGAAUUGAAUUCUCUGAUUGCUCAUGCUCAUAGAAGGAUUGAACAGCUCCAGAAACAACUGGCUGAACAGAUAGCUCUAGAGCAACAAAGGAUUCAGCAGGCUUUAGAGCAACAAAUACAAGAGGAUGACCAACUAUCUGACCAGAGGGUGGCUAAUGAACAACAGAGACUUAAAAAUGAAUUUUUAAUACAGAAAGAAAAAUGGGAAAGUGAUUCAAGGGUUGUGUUUGAACAAGAAUUACGUCAGCAUUUAGCCAGACAAGCAGCUGCACACAGUGAUCAUUUGAAGGAUGUACUUAAAAUACAAGAAAAGGAAUUAGAGCAGGUUUUUGAGAGAGAGUUAAAUACCAAACUGAUUGAGGAGCGACAGAGCUUCCAUACUGAAGUAGCUAACUGGAUUGCUAGAUUGAGGGGGAUAGAGAGUGCAGUAGAAGGAAGGGCUGAGUCAGAGAGAGUAUCAAGAAAAGCCCAGCAGCUUUGGUUGGCAUGUGUAGCACUAAAUAAAGCUCUGAUGCAUGGGAUAGAGGAUAUAGACGUUUGGGAACUUAAGAUUAAACCACUAGCCAAUGAAAUAGCAGCUGUAUCUGAUGCAGCUGGAAAUCAUCCUUAUGUAAAAGCAAUUGUGAAAAGUAUCCCAGAGGUAUCAUACAAGAGAGGAGUGUGGACUGAUGACAGUUUGAUUGAGAGAUUUAACAAAGUCCACCGUGUGUGUCGCAGAGUUGCCAUGAUAGAUGAGACCGGUGGUGGUCUCGGAAAAUAUUUCUUAUCCUACAUUCAGUCUUUCUUUAUUUUUGAAUCUGUAUAUGCAAGAGUAACAAGUGAUGAAGUUGAACUAGACAAACUAUCUACAUACCAAAUUUUAGCAAAUGCAAAAUAUUGGAUGGAUCGAGAUGACCUUGAGAUGGCUGUUAGAUAUAUGAAUCAGCUACAAGGUGAAGCUAGGAGAGUAGCCGAGGAAUGGAUCAAGGAAUCAAAAUUGCAUUUAGAAACUAGACAAGCUACACAAGCACUCAUGGCCUUCGCAUCAGCCAGUGGUUUGGGAACAAUAUUUUAAACAUUGUAACAUUAUUUAAAUAUUUUAUAAAUUAAAAUUAUGUUUGAAAUUAUGAAAGAAAACUUUAAAAAAAAAAUAUUAAAAGAAUUUUAAAUUCUUUUGGUUGUGAAAAAAAUUGUUGAAUGUAUCAAACUUUCUUGUUUUCAGAAGUUUAAUUUUAAUCCCUGAUAAAUCUGGUAGUAGCAAAACCAAAUAAAAUAAACACAUUCAAUUAUGAAAUUUAUAUAAAAAAAACUUGAGCACUCUGACAGUACACACUUCAAAGAAUGUACACUUCAUCAUUUCAUGCAGUAUGUCCACUUUUGUGCUCUUGGUAUUUGUUUUGAUUGGCUUGAAUUUGUUUUCUUUUAAAUACAAAAUAGUUUAAAGUAAAAUAGUUUAAAUCUC